ACGGUCUCCUGCUUGCUUUAGGGCUAGAAUGUUCACUUCUCGACUGAGUACCUCCAGUUUGCGACUUGUACGUUGCCGCAUCUUUCCUCUUCCUUCACCCCCUUUGACAUCCUUCCUCUCUACUUCUCUGCUCUGUCGUUUCCCUGCUUUUACUUCUUCAAUGGACAGCUCGGGUUUCCGCAAGUCUUCUUUAUCCUCCUCUGACUUUGGUCAUUCCAAUCGAAGCGGUGGUAGAGGAAGAGGGAGAGAAUGGGACAAUAAUGAAAGAUCAGGAGCCCGAGGCGGUGGUGCUGUCAGCUCCGGCAAAGAUAAAAUUGAUGCUCUUGGGAGACUCUUGACACGCAUUUUGCGGCACAUGGCCUCUGAGCUAAACUUGAAUAUGAGGAAUGAUGGGUAUGUGAAGGUGCAGGAUCUGUUAAAGCUAAACUUAAAAACAUUUGCGAACGUCCCAUUGAGGUCACACACAGUUGAUGAUGUCAAAGAGGCAGUACGGAAGGAUAAUAAGCAAAGAUUCGGUCUGUUGGAAGAGAAUGGAGAACUUCUGAUACGUGCUAACCAGGGCCACACAGUAAAGAUAGUUGAAACUGAGAGCUUAUUGAAACCGAUCCUUUCAGCUGAUGAAGUUGCAGUUUGUGUACAUGGCACUUAUAAGAAGAAUUUGGAAUCAAUUUUGGAGCAUGGACUCAAACAGAUGAAAAGGUUACAUGUCCAUUUCUCAUGUGGCUUGCCAACAGAUGGGGAAGUAAUUAGUGGAAUGAGGCGAGAUGUUAAUGUCCUCAUCUUUCUUGAUGUGAGAAGAGCUCUGGCAGACGGGAUGAAGCUUUAUAUCUCAGACAACAAAGUUAUCUUGACGGAGGGGUUUGAUGGUGCGGUGCCUGUGAAGUACUUUGAGAAAGUAGAAUCAUGGCCAGAUAGAAAACCUUUGCCAUUAUAGAUUGGAAUGUCACUUUUUUCCUUCAUUCCCUUUUGCAUCCUUCUUUCUUUUUACUCCCUUGCACUGCACCUACUCUCCGCUUCCUGGAGAAAAAAGAAAGAGAUAAAUUUGUAGCAGGUCAUAAUGCUCUUUGUUCUCUGCUAUUUUCCUUACUAAGAUCCGUUUGAAUCAGAUAUGACUAGUUUGGUGAUCAGACGCAUCUGCACUGCAGUGCAGCUUUGAUAUUAUUUUAUCGAUUUUUUGGUUAACUCUUCUUGAAGGAGAAGCAUAUAUGAUAUAUGCAGCUUUCUAUCCGCCACAACUGACAUGGAAUGUAAUACAUGAAUAACAAUAGUAAGUUAAAACG
Molecule: messenger RNA, 1280 nt
Organism: Nicotiana tabacum (common tobacco)
Lineage: Eukaryota; Viridiplantae; Streptophyta; Magnoliopsida; Solanales; Solanaceae
Biological process (GO): tRNA splicing, via endonucleolytic cleavage and ligation
Molecular function (GO): tRNA 2'-phosphotransferase activity
Source: RefSeq, a predicted model, not a curated record